CUCCAGAGGAUACGGACUCUCCGUCGAGUCCUACCCCAACCCUAGUGAGUAGUAAUUGACUAAUUGGUAAUUGGCUCACUCGUUAGAAGUUGCUAGAAGUCCAGUAACAAAAUUGGUGCAAAAAAAUGGCGUUGAGAGGAAAAUGGCAACUACAGAAGUUGAUCGUAAGCUACUGCGAUUGGGGGGGAAGCAGCCGUGGUAUAAGGUCAUUUAUGGAAAAUAUUCUUCCUAUAUUUAAGGAAAGCAACCCCCAGCUUGAAGUUGUUACUGAGCUCAUCCGGGGUCAACAUCCACAUCUAAAAGGGUUUUACAGGAACCAAAAUGAGCGUGUGGUUUGUGUGAAGAACUUGACUCCAGAAGACAUACAAUUGCAUGCAACCAGAUUGAGAAACGCACUGGGAAGGAAGGUUUUGAAGUUGAAGACAAGGCAUGUUACCAAACAUCCUAGUGUCCAGGGCACAUGGACAACUGAUCUCAAAUUGUGAAGUGAAAGUAUUGUGCAACUUAAGUUCCUUUCAUGCAUGUCUAGGUUGAGACGAGUUUUGUUAUAUAAUUGCUUGGGUGGUCCAGAAAAGUGCUCAGAAGAUUUUGUGGUGCAACCAUGAUAUUAAGAGUUAUAAAUGAUUUGGCUUACAAGAUUUAAUACUAAUUGCUUUAUAAUCAUGAUGGAGAUUGUUAUUUUUGGCCAAAUAGAUGUGGUUGACAAUUUUUUGGCUUUCUUUCUCUCCUUUUCAUUCGUUUCCUUUUACCUUUCUCCCUAAGUACGAAAAAAGUUGCAUAAUCUCCGUCGUAUAUGUGAAACUCGGAGAAAAAAGUUGCAUAAUCUCCGUCGUGUAUGUGAAACUCUUUGCCUUUGGCAAGAUGGUGUUGUUUAUGAUACGGUUGUUUUCCGAUUUUUUUUUA
Molecule: messenger RNA, 903 nt
Organism: Beta vulgaris subsp. vulgaris (sugar beet)
Lineage: Eukaryota; Viridiplantae; Streptophyta; Magnoliopsida; Caryophyllales; Amaranthaceae
Product: 54S ribosomal protein L51, mitochondrial
Exons: 4
Coding region: 126-485 (119 amino acids)
Biological process (GO): mitochondrial translation
Cellular component (GO): mitochondrial large ribosomal subunit
Molecular function (GO): structural constituent of ribosome
Source: RefSeq, a predicted model, not a curated record